AUGAAGGUAGAAAAUAUAAACAUUAACGGAGAGAUAGUGCCACAAUUAGCAGUGGAAAUGGAAGGAGAUGGGGCUUGCCUUUUCAGAGCUCUUUCAUUCCUGAUGUACGGCACUCAGGAAAAUGCUUUUGCCACACGGCAAGAAGUGGUCGUUUAUGUAGUAGAACAUUGGGAUGAAUUUUCUAUAAUGUCUCACGACAUAAACGGUGACAAUUACAGUUCCGCAGAACAAUAUUUUGCGGAUAUGAUUAAACGCAACACAUAUGGUGGAUUAUGUGAAUUAAUCGCGGCAGGGAGAAUAUACAAUUUCGUUUUUCAAGUUUAUCGCAACGGUGAAUUGUAUGUUGAAGUUGGUACUCAAGGUCGCCCAAUAAAACGCCUUCGCUUCAAAAAUAAUCUAUCCGACGGGCAUUUUGAUGUUUACCUACCUUAUGAAGAAUUUAACCCCAUGGUGGUAUUGAACGUUGUGGAACUAAGGUCCAAUCAACCAGGGCUAAACGAACCGAAGGCGAAAAAGAAUAAAAAUAGUGAAGCACUUGAUGUUGUGCCUCCUAUUUGUUCUUCCGAAUCAGAAUCUGCAGUUUCUGCUGACCUGUCUUUAGAAAUGAGUACAUCAUCUGUCAGGAAGACUAAGAAACGUAGGGCUAGAUUUACAGACAAAACAAGAAAGAUGCAAAUUCAUCGCAAUCAGAAAAAAUAUGUCCAAAAUAAUCCUGUGCCACACAGAAACACUACUGCUAAUUACCAGCGUAAAAAUCCUGAAGUACAUCGAAAAUCUGUUGUUGUUUAUCAGGAGAAGCACCCUGAAGUGCACAGAGAAUCUGUUGCUACUUAUCAGGAGAAACACCCUGAAGUACACAGAGAAUCAGUUGCCGCGUACCAGAAGAAGCACCCUGAAGUACAUAAAAAAUAUGUUGCUACUUAUCAGGAGAACCAUCCUGAAGUACACAGAAAGUCUUCCGGUACUUAUCAGGAGAAGCAUCCUGAAGUACACAGAAAAUCUGUUGCCGCUUAUCAGGAGAAGCACCCUGAAGUACACCGAGCAGCUCAAACUCGAUAUAAUACAAAUGUAACAACACGCCCAUGGAAUACUAAGUGUCAAUCGGCAAUGUCUUAUCAGCCCGAAAUAGAUUACGAAUGUGACAAAUUAGUAGCAAUAGGUAAUAUGAGUCAGAAAUGUCAAUGGUGUAACGCGCUUAAGUGGAAAGACGAGACCCCUGGACUUUGUUGCGGCAGCGGAAAAGUUCAACUCAAUUCACUCAGUAAACCUCCUGAACCACUUCACAGUUUACUGAUGGAUCUCCAUCCUGAUCAUAAGCAUUUUAUGGCUAAUGUCCGUAAAUACAAUAAUUGUUUUCAGAUGUCGUCUUUUGGUGGAAAACAGGUUGGAGGUGAUGGAUUUACGCCGACAUUUAAAGUACAAGGGCAGGUGUAUCAUUUAGCAGGUAGUUUAUUACCAGAACCUGGAAAAGCAGCACAGUUUUUACAGAUUUAUUUUGUCGGAGAAGAUGAAAGGGAAGCAAAUUUAAGACUAGCCAACUAUCCGCAUUUGAAGCCAAACAUUGUCAAGCAGCUUCAAAAAUUGUUACACAAAGUCAAUCCCUAUAUGAGAGACCUAAAGUGUGUUAUUGACAAGGUGCCUGCUUCAUGCGAUACGUUCAAGGUAGUUAUACAUGCGGAAAAAAAUCCACAAGGUGCUCACAGAGGACGCUAUAAUAGCCCUGCUGUCAAUGAAGUAGCAUUAGUGCUAUUGGAUCAACAGUUUGAGCAACGGGAUAUUAUAUUAGAAAGUCGCAGUAGUCAACUACAACGCAUAAGUGAAUUCCAUCGGUCAUACGAUGCUUUACAGUACCCGUUAAUGUUCAGCCACGGAGAAGACGGUUAUUCGAUUGGUAUAUCACAGCGGGACCCCAACACUAAACUACCUCUGAAAAAGACAGUUUCAGCUGCCAGUUUCUAUUCAUAUCACAUAAUGAUACGGGAGGGGGAAGAAAACUACCUGCUUUACUUCGGUGCUCUAUUUAGCCAAUACAUAGUGGACCAGUACGCCAAAAUAGAGACUGAGAGACUUAAUUUCAUUAGGUACAAUCAGGCAAAACUCCGAGCUGAGAGCUACAUACACCUAAAAGAUGCGAUUGGUCAACAAGAUGUAGAAGCUAAUCAGUUAGGUCAAAUUGUUGUACUGCCAUCCUCAUUCACCGGUGGGCCAAGAUAUAUGCAUGAGCGGACCCAGGACGCCAUGACAUACGUCCGACACUAUGGCCGCCCGGAUUUAUUUAUCACCUUUACUUGCAACCCUAAAUGGGAAGAAAUUACAAAGCUACUGCACCCAAAUCAAAAAUCCUACGACCGCCAUGAUUUAAUAGCAAGAAUAUUUCGCCUCAAAGUAAAAAAAAUGAUGGAUUUGAUAAAUAAGGGCAAAAUCUUUGGUGAAGUUCGAUGUUACAUGUAUUCCGUGGAAUAUCAAAAACGUGGUCUCCCACACAUACACAUUCUUUUAUGGCUAAUUGAGCACAUUUCUGCUGACAUGAUUGACAAUAUUAUUUGCGCAGAGAUUCCGGAUCCAGAUGCUGAUCCGAAACUUUAUCAAAUAAUCAGAUCGAACAUGAUACAUGGCCCCUGUGGCAACUUUAAUAACAAGUCUCCGUGUAUGAAAGAUAGCGUGUGCUCUAAACGGUUUCCAAGACCUUUACUUUCAGAAACACAGACCGGUGAUGACGGCUAUCCCCAAUAUAGGCGACGAUCUCCAGGGGAUGGUGGCUUUACUGUACAUAUCAACGGGGUAGAGCUCGACAACCGCUGGGUUGUUCCAUAUAAUGCGGUUCUUUUGAGAACAUUUAAUGCUCAUAUUAAUGUUGAGUACUGUAACUCCGUAAAAUCCAUAAAAUAUAUUUGUAAAUAUGUAAAUAAGGGGUCGGAUCAAGCGACUGUUACACUGGAGGAUUCGAAAGAUGAGGUGAAAAUGUAUGAAAGUGGAAGGUAUAUAAGUAGUGCUGAAGCGGUCUGGCGAAUACUUGGGUUUCCUAUUCAUGAGCGAUAUCCUACAGUUAUACAUCUGGCGGUGCAUUUAGAAAACGGUCAAAGAGUUUAUUUUAAUCCAUCUAAUUUGGCUGAUAGGGUAUCCAGUCCACCAAAAACAACACUGACCUCAUUCUUUGAACUAUGUAGAUUCGACGAUUUUGCAAAAACUUUAUUAUACUGUGAAGUACCGGCAUAUUAUGUUUGGAACAAUAAUAAAUUUGAAAGAAGAAAACGAGGAGCAAAUGUAGAUGGUUGGCCAGGUGUUAAAAAAGAGCACGCGUUGGGUAGGGUUUACACCGUACACCCGAAUAAUACAGAGUGCUACCACCUCCGAUUGCUCUUACACGAAGUUCGAGGUCCAACAUCGUUUGAAUCACUAAGGACUAUAAACGGUGUUGUACAACCAACAUUUAAAUCUGCUUGCAAGGCCCUUGGAUUACUUGAAGAUGACCAACAUUGGCGUACAACACUUCAAGAGGCAGCCCUUUGUCAGUCUCCGUUCAUGAUGAGAGAACUCUUUACUAUUUUGUUAGUGUUUUGUCAAGUUGCAGAUCCUGUCAGUCUAUGGAAUGAAUUCAGAGAAAAUCUUUCUGAAGAUUUCAAAAGACAGAUUGAGAGGCAAGCAGCUUGCGAUGUAAACUCUCUCAUGGAUGAAAUCUUCAAUAGGUGCCUUUUGGAGAUAGAAACAGCAUGCUUAGCUCUAGGUGGAUGCGCAAUAGAAGGGUACGGAUUACCAAAGCCGACUAGAUCGGAAGGAUUUAAUAAUGAAUUAGGAGUAUAUAUUAAUGAACUAAACUAUGAUGUCCCUACAUUGCAAAGAUUUGUUAAUACAAAUGAGGAUUGCUUAACAGAUGAACAAAAAUUGAUAUACAAUAAAAUUAUAGCAAAUAUCAAUACAAACGACGGAAAAAUUUUCUUUUUGGACGCCCCUGGAGGAACUGGUAAAACUUAUCUCAUUAAUUUGAUACUUGCAAAGAUUAGAAGCAAUCGUGGAAUUGCCAUAGCUGUCGCUUCAUCGGGGAUUGCUGCAACUUUAUUGGAAGGAGGUCGCACUGCUCACUCGGCUUUAAAGUUACCGCUUAAUUUAUCUAUUUCGGAAACCCCAAUUUGCAAUAUUCCAAAGCAAAGCAAUCUUGCCAAAGUUUUACGUAAAGCUGAAAUCAUAAUCUGGGAUGAGAGCACUAUGGCUCAUAAAAAAUGUUUUGAGGCGUUGAAUAGGACUUUACAAGACUUGAGAGAUAAUAACUCUCUGAUGGGUGGCUUGACACUUUUGUUAGCCGGAGAUUUCAGACAAACAUUACCGGUUGUACCAAGGGGAACUCGGGCAGACGAGAUCAAAGCAUGUUUAAAAAGAUCAGUUUUAUGGCCAUCUAUUGAAAUUCUUAACUUAACUAAAAAUAUGCGAGUGCUCUUAAAAGGGGAUAUCAAUGCAGGUAACUUUUCAAAUAUACUACUUAAAAUAGGAAAUGGCAUAUACCCAGAAAAAGACGGUUUGAUAAAUUUACCAGAAAAUUUAUGCACUGUAGUUACAACAGUCCCGGAAUUAAUAGAUAAAGUAUAUCCAAAUAUAGCUCGAAUUCAACAUAAACCUAUAGAAUGGCUGCAUGAAAGAGCUAUUUUAUCACCCACAAAUGAACACGCCGCACUAAUAAAUGACGUUUUGCUAAAUUCAUUUGAAGGUGAAGAAAUGAUAUAUAAAUCAGUAGAUACAGUAAUACAUACAGAAGACGCUGUUCACUAUCCGGUUGAGUUUUUGAACACUAUUAAUCCAGCUGGUCUUCCAUACCACAGUCUUAGAUUACGAGUCGGUGCACCAGUAAUGUUGCUCAGGAAUUUGAAACCACCUAAAUUAUGCAACGGCACGAGACUUCAAGUCAGGGUCUUGCAUCGUAAUAUUGUCGAAGGUAUUAUUUUAACUGGGUCUGCAAAGGGAGAAACGAUUGACACGCCAGAAGAACUCGAAGAUAGAGUAAAAGAUUUAGAAGAACACAUACUGAAGGCAUAUGAGGAGAGCACGAAAAGAGUAAUCAAACCAACAACAAGACACAAAGAAGGAGAGACCCCUAGAGAAAUAAAUGAAUUAAUCAAAAUCAACAGAAGACUAAGGAAAAACUAUAGAAUCUAUAAAACAAACGAAGACAGGCUGAUACUGAAUAAACAUAGUCAAAUCUUGAAAAAUGCACUCAUCGAACUGAGGAGAAAAAGAUGGAAUAAGAAAAUAAGCGAACUGAACACAAUGGAUCAUUCCGCAUGCAAAAACAACUCAGACAAGAAAACACAGUGA
Harmonia axyridis is the source of this 5304-nucleotide messenger RNA. RefSeq lists its product as uncharacterized. NCBI's taxonomy places the organism in Eukaryota, Metazoa, Arthropoda, Insecta, Coleoptera, Coccinellidae. Gene Ontology annotation, molecular function: DNA helicase activity. The coding region runs from base 1 to 5304 and encodes 1767 amino acids. The transcript is spliced from 2 exons. The record is from RefSeq and is a predicted model, not a curated record. Gene Ontology annotation, biological process: DNA repair; telomere maintenance.